AUGAGGCUGGCCCACGCUCUGCUUCCCCUGCUGCUGCAGGCCUCCUGGGCCACCGCACAGGACCUCCCAGCUCCCGAGAGGGCCAUCGCCUUCCAAGACUGCCCCGUGGACCUGUUCUUCGUGCUGGACACCUCCGAGAGCGUGGCCUUGCGGUUGAAGCCCUACGGGGCCCUGGUGGACAAGGUCAAGGCCUUCACCAAGCGCUUCAUCGACAACCUGAAGGACAGGUACUACCGCUGCGACCGCAACCUGGUGUGGAACGCGGGCGCGCUGCACUACAGCGACGAGGUGGAGAUCAUCCGCGGGCUCACGCGCAUGCCCAGCGGCCGCGACGCGCUCAAGGACAGCGUGGACAAGGUCAAGUACUUCGGCAAGGGCACCUACACGGACUGCGCCAUCAAGAAGGGGCUGGAGGAGCUGCUGGUGGGGGGCUCCCACCUGAAGGAGAACAAGUACCUGAUUGUGGUGACCGAUGGGCACCCCCUGGAGGGCUACAAGGAGCCGUGCGGGGGCCUGGAGGACGCCGUGAACGAGGCCAAGCACCUGGGCAUCAAAGUCUUCUCCGUGGCCAUCACGCCCGACCACCUGGAGCCGCGGCUGAGCAUCAUCGCCACGGACCACACGUACCGGCGCAACUUCACGGCGGCGGACUGGGGGCAGAGCCGCGACGCCGAGGAGGUCAUCAGCCAGACCAUCGACACCAUCACCGACAUGAUCAAAAAUAAUGUGGAACAAGUGUGCUGCUCCUUCGAGUGCCAGCCCGCCAGAGGACCCCCAGGACCGCGGGGCGACCCAGGGUACGAGGGAGAACGAGGGAAGCCGGGUCUCCCGGGAGAGAAAGGAGAAGCCGGAGACCCCGGAAGGCCGGGCGACCUGGGGCCCGUUGGCUACCAGGGGAUGAAGGGAGAAAAGGGAAGCCGAGGGGAGAAGGGCUCCAGGGGACCCAAAGGUUACAAGGGCGAGAAGGGCAAGCGCGGCAUCGACGGCGUGGACGGCAUGAAGGGGGAGAUGGGGUACCCCGGCCUGCCAGGCUGCAAGGGCUCGCCGGGAUUCGACGGCGUCCAAGGACCCCCGGGGCCCAAGGGCGACGCGGGCGCCUUCGGACUGAAGGGAGAAAAGGGUGAGCCUGGAGCCGAUGGGGAGCCUGGGAGGCCAGGGAGCACAGGGAGCCCUGGAGAUGAGGGAGACCCCGGGCAGCCUGGACCCCCGGGAGAGAAGGGCGAGGCCGGCGACGAGGGCAACGCAGGACCAGACGGCCCCCCCGGAGAGAGGGGCGGCCCCGGGGAGAGAGGACCACGGGGGACCCCAGGCGUGCGCGGCCCCAGAGGAGACCCAGGUGAAGCUGGACCCCCAGGUGACCAGGGGCGAGAAGGCCCUGUCGGUGUCUCCGGAGACCCGGGUGACGCAGGCCCCAUUGGACCUAAAGGGUACCGAGGAGACGAGGGGCCCCCGGGGCUGGAGGGCCCCAGAGGUGCCUCCGGGCCGGCAGGACCCCCUGGAGACCCCGGACUGAUGGGUGAAAGGGGUGAAGAUGGCCCCCCUGGAAAUGGCACUGAAGGCUUCCCCGGCUUCCCUGGCUAUCCGGGCAGCAGGGGCCCUCCCGGGAUAAACGGCACUAAAGGCUACCCCGGCCUCAAGGGGGACGAGGGAGAAGCCGGAGACCCCGGAGAGGACAACAACGACAUUUCACCCCGAGGUCCCAAAGGCGCAAAGGGGUACCGGGGCCCCGAAGGCCCCCCGGGACCCCCAGGACCCACGGGACCACCAGGACCGGAUGAAUGCGAGAUUUUGGACAUCAUCAUGAAAAUGUGCUCUUGCUGUGAGUGCAAGUGCGGCCCCAUCGACAUCCUGUUCGUGCUGGACAGCUCCGAGAGCAUCGGGCUGCAGAACUUCGAGAUCGCCAAGGACUUCAUCAUCAAGGUCAUCGACCGGCUGAGCCGGGACGAGCUGGUCAAGUUCGAGCCCGGACAGUCGCAUGCGGGCGUGGUGCAGUACAGCCACAACCAGAUGCAGGAGCACGUGGACCUGAGGAACCCCAACAUCAGGAACGCCCAGGAGCUCAAGGAAGCCAUCAAGAAGCUGCGGUGGAUGGCGGGCGGCACGUUCACGGGCGAGGCCCUGCAGUACACCCGGGACCGGCUCCUGCCGCCCACUCAGAACAACCGGAUCGCCCUGGUCAUCACAGACGGCCGCUCGGACACCCAGCGGGACACCACGCCCCUCAACGUGCUCUGCGGCCCUGACAUUCAGGUGGUCUCCGUGGGCAUCAAGGACGUGUUCGGCUCCGUCGCGGGCUCUGACCAGCUCAACGUGAUCUCCUGCCAAGGCCUCGUCCCCCAGGGCCGGCAGGGGAUCUCGCUGGUCAAAGAGAACUACGCCGAGCUGCUGGAGGACAACUUCCUGAAGAACAUCACCACGCAGAUCUGCAUAGACAAGAAAUGUCCAGAUUACACCUGCCCGAUCACGUUCUCCUCCCCGGCCGACAUCACCAUCCUGCUGGACGGCUCGGCCAGCGUGGGCAGCCACAACUUCGAGACCACCAAGCGCUUCGCCAAGCGGCUGGCGGAGCGCUUCCUGGCGGCGGGCCAGGCGGCCGCGGCCCCCGACGUGCGGGUGGCCGUGGUGCAGUACAGCGGCACCGGGCAGCAGCAGCCGGAGCGCGCCGCCCUGCAGUUCCUGCAGAACUACACCGUGCUGGCCGGCACCGUGGACGCCAUGGACUUCUUCAACGACGCCACCGACGUCAACGACGCCCUGCGCUACGUGACCCGCUUCUACCGCGAGGCCUCGCCCGGCGCCGCCAAGAAGAGGCUGCUGCUCUUCUCCGACGGCAACUCGCAGGGCGCCACGGCGGCCGCCAUCGAGAAGGCCGUGCAGGAGGCCCAGCGGGCGGGCAUCGAGCUCUUCGUGGUGGUGGUGGGCCAGCAGGUGAACGAGCCGCACGUCCGCGUCCUGGUCACCGGCAAGACGGCCGAGUACGACGUGGCCUUCGGCGAGCGCCACCUGUUCCGCGUGCCCAGCUACCAGGCCCUGCUGCGGGGCGUCUUCUACCAGUCGGUGUCCAGGAAGGUGGCCCAGGGCUAA
Pipistrellus nathusii (Nathusius's pipistrelle) is the source of this 3084-nucleotide messenger RNA. Lineage: Eukaryota; Metazoa; Chordata; Mammalia; Chiroptera; Vespertilionidae. The record is from the annotation of a GenBank genome assembly.